Molecule: messenger RNA, 1410 nt
Organism: Verruconis gallopava
Lineage: Eukaryota; Fungi; Ascomycota; Dothideomycetes; Venturiales; Sympoventuriaceae
Exons: 2
Coding region: 238-966 (242 amino acids)
Source: RefSeq, a predicted model, not a curated record
CAUCUUUUGCAUUUCGAGUAGCAUCGCCGGCCAGAAGCAGUCGAGCACGCCGUCAUCGUCGCCGUGUCCCAUGUAGCCCGAGUUUUGCCCGCCCGUCCACGCGCGUUGUUCCUCAACGCUAGUUUCAUUGCGCCCGCUGUCCGUCGAGCGAGCCAAGCGAAGCCCGUGGGACCCAUCCCCUGAGCUCCUCGUUUCUUCCUCGCCCUACAAUCGUCUCUGUAAUUCAGCUUCAAUGCCAUGUUGGCUGCAGCAACCGGACGAGCCGCGAUCCACGCCGUCAGAGUGCAGAUCAUCCCCGCCCCCAGGUCGCUGGUGGACAGCAGGGAGAUUCUACGUAUCUUGCAAGGCUACGGCGAAAUCACCACCUACCGCUGGCUCAAGCACGAUGCCCUUUCGUCGGCGCCAAACUCAGCAAUGGCUAUCUUUGCGGAUGGCGAGGCCAUGGACACAUUUUUGCGAGACUGCCCGCUGACCUUUGAGAUCGAUCGCGUGGAGCGACAAGAGUCGUUUGACAACCUCGCGAAUGACGACGCCGAGUUUUCAGAACCAAGCGCUGAAUCUGCCGAGAACUCAGCGAGAGACCCAGAAUCGGCCUCCUCUGACCCAGGAGCAAAGCGUUCGGACAAGCCAAAGGCCACGCAUGUAACGCGUCCGCAGCUUUUCCGCAUAAAUGCAGACGUCUGGAAGGGCAAGCACCGAGAUUGGCUUGAAAGACAUCCGUUCUGGGGCAACUUCAAGCCGGACACAAAAUCGAUAGUGCAGCAAGAUCUGAAGAAGAGGGUGCCUCUGAUAGGGCUCAGCGACAUUGAUGCCAACAAAAAGAACGAAAUACCGAUACGGAUUCUGCAACAGCGGAAAAUAGAGCUGGCGCAGAGAUCGACUCUGAAGGACAUGAUUCGAGAACUGCGCGGCGAAGAGGCAGAACAGUCCCACAGCCUGGAGAGUUCUUCUGGACAUUGGAAAUGACAGGAAAGCACCUGAGAACGGGGCUUUGCCAACGACGCUCGAAAUAGGCCUUGUAAACAAGGCUGGGAAUUCCACAUGCAUAUACGCUGGCUCACGUUGCAGCUCCUAGCUUCGAACUAAAGUGAGCUGGCGCCGCGAAAUGCCAUAGCAUGAAGAAAUGGCCACGAUAUACGACGAGGCACUGGCAGUGGCAACUGCAUCUACGAUUGGUAACUCGAAAACUACACGUCCUUGACAAGAUCAACACUGAGGACAUAUAACUCAAUUUGGGCUGGCUUUAACAAGCGGUAGCGUGAGAUCUCUUGAUUGAGAAGGGUAUACGUUAGACUACGUAGAUAAGCAUCACGAAAAAUAUUUAGAGUGCAUCGGACUGAGCUCAAGACAUGCCUCUUGCGGCGUAAAUUCGUGACGCUAGUUUGUAGAAAAUGUAUCUGCAUGUGUCAA